This is a messenger RNA of Kogia breviceps (pygmy sperm whale), 672 nucleotides long. It is a transcript of the gene CTLA4, whose product is annotated as cytotoxic T-lymphocyte associated protein 4. The record is from RefSeq and is a predicted model, not a curated record. Gene Ontology annotation, biological process: T cell receptor signaling pathway; B cell receptor signaling pathway; regulation of T cell proliferation. The transcript has 4 exons. Gene Ontology annotation, cellular component: external side of plasma membrane; membrane. NCBI's taxonomy places the organism in Eukaryota, Metazoa, Chordata, Mammalia, Artiodactyla, Physeteridae. The coding region runs from base 1 to 672 and encodes 223 amino acids.
AUGGCUUGCUUUGGAUUCCAGAGUCAUGGAGCUCGGCUGGACCUGGCUUCUAGAACCUGGCCCUGUACUGCCCUGUUUUCUCUUCUCUUCAUCCCCGUUUUCUCUAAAGGGGUGCACGUGGCCCAGCCCGCAGUGGUGCUGGCCAGCAGUCGGGGUGUUGCCAGCUUCGUGUGUGAAUAUGGGUCAUCAGGCAAAGCCGCCGAGGUCCGGGUGACGGUGUUGAGGAAGGCAGGCGGCCAGCUGAACGAAGUCUGCGCCGCGACCUACAUGGUGGAGGAUGAGCUGACCUUCCUGGAGGAUUCCACUUGCACUGGCACCUCCAGUGGGAACAAAGUGAACCUCACCAUCCAAGGGCUGAGGGCCACGGACACCGGGCUCUACAUCUGCAAGGUGGAGCUCAUGUACCCGCCUCCCUACUAUGUAGGCAUGGGCAAUGGAACCCAAAUUUACGUCAUUGAUCCAGAACCAUGCCCGGAUUCUGAUUUCCUCCUCUGGAUCCUGGCAGCAGUUAGUUCAGGGUUGUUUUUCUACAGCUUCCUCAUCACAGCCGUUUCUUUGAGCAAAAUGCUAAAGAAAAGAAGCCCUCUUACUACAGGGGUCUAUGUGAAAAUGCCCCCAACAGAGCCAGAAUGUGAAAAGCAAUUUCAGCCUUAUUUCAUUCCCAUCAAUUGA